Laetiporus sulphureus 93-53 is the source of this 687-nucleotide messenger RNA. RefSeq lists its product as uncharacterized. NCBI's taxonomy places the organism in Eukaryota, Fungi, Basidiomycota, Agaricomycetes, Polyporales, Laetiporaceae. The record is from RefSeq and is a predicted model, not a curated record. The transcript has 2 exons. The coding region runs from base 100 to 687 and encodes 195 amino acids.
CGCCGGGACCGUCGCGACGAAGACGGCUGCGACACGGGCGGAUCCUGGCGGGCAGCCGCGCUGGCGGUGGGCGCGAAGCCCUCGCGAUCUGCCAAAUUGAUGGUCCUGGGUUUGCGUCCCCCGGCGGCUCCUCCUCCUCCCACUCAGCUCUCCCUCCUGCCAUUGCCCUCUCACCGCUCCUGCCCUCUCCUACCUACGCUCCGUCACAUCCUCACCGACCGCCCCUAUACCUACCCGCUCUUCUCGUUCUCGCGUGCAUCGCCCGGCUCGACGUCGGCACUUCCAUCCCAUUCAAAUGGCACGAAUGUGCCUCGACGCUCAACGGCGCGCUCGCCGCUCGCUACGCCUCUCAUAACACGUUCGGAACGAGAGAAUGGAAAGAUCCACGGAGGCAUGAGCAGGCGCCAUCGGCUUCGCCACCCCCCUCCUCGUCCACAUCGUAUUCAUGCCAUUCCCAACGACACGAUGCCCGUCACCGCAGAUUCACGGAGGGGCGCAGGAGGGACGCAGUGUGCUGAAUCGAUAGAUACCCCCCCUCGAGCUAUCUGCUACGACGAUGCUCGCGCUGCCACUUGUGCGGCCUGGUAUGUGGACCGCCGGCAGGGUGCAAUAACGACCGUUGAUGGGCGGCGCAACACAUCCCAGCAAACACAUCCCAGCACAACUGUCACUACGCCACCGGCAUAA